AUUCAUAAUCAUCACUCGAAAUUUAAAUCUUGAACUGAAUGUCACCCCGUCGACAUGAAAAACGACCAUUCACAAUCACAAGUCGAGGGCAACUUUCGGCACCGCAGUCGUAAAAUAAAACAGUCAAAAUGGAAGACGAUGAUCCAAAUUCCGUCAUUCAAACCCAUCGUUCUUCGAUUAAGACCCAUCCUCGUUACAACAAUCAACAGUCAUGGAAGCAGAAGCUGAGGGAAAACUGUUGUAAGAGGGUCAGAGAAGGAAGAAGCCGCUUGCUCUGGAAGAUGAGGUUGCCCAUGACCUCGCCCAGUUAUCCUCAUUCUCUCAAUAAUCGGCAGCAGGAUUUUAUCAAAUCUGCUUUUCAAGACAUCUUCUCUGAUGAGCUGAAAAAAAUUAAAGACCAAUCUGUGAAUGACUAUAAUAAGAAUUUACCUUCUGUCCCUGAGGCUGCUGAUGUUCUUUGGGAAUAUGAGGGGGUUCAGGAUGCUUAUGAAGGUGAAGGUGAAGAAAUAUUGUUGGAAAUGCAAAGGAUUUUUUAUGAGGAUCUCAAUAUUGAUCUGAGAUAUAAAGAAUCUGAAGGCCCUAUUGUAACAUGGGAAGAUGAAGAAGAUGAGUUCUUAGCCCGUGCAGUUUACGAACAUAUGGAACUAAAUAGUGAGAAGGUUACUCUUGACCUCCUCCGUUGUCGGUUGGCCGAUGUGCAUGCUGAACAUCUUGAUCGGGGCUGUAGAUUGAAACCUAAUUUUUGUGUUGAGAGUAAAUUUAACAUAACUGCAUUGUACAUCUCUUGUGAAGGUUGCAACACAUUUGAGGUUGUAAUAUAGCAUGUUAAGAAUCAGAUGUUUCAAGGAUUACGAUUAAAAUUAUAUUUUAUUAGUUAUUUUAAAGAUGAUUGACACACUUGAGGUUUUAAACUUGUAAUUUAGCAUGCUAAGAAUCAGGUGCCUGAAGUUUUAUGGACUAGAUUAUUCUUAAUGAGAUAUGACAGGAUGAUUUAAAUCCUGGAAGGUUGUAAA
Molecule: messenger RNA, 1013 nt
Organism: Benincasa hispida (wax gourd)
Lineage: Eukaryota; Viridiplantae; Streptophyta; Magnoliopsida; Cucurbitales; Cucurbitaceae
Product: RPA-interacting protein A
Biological process (GO): protein import into nucleus
Cellular component (GO): nucleus
Source: RefSeq, a predicted model, not a curated record